AAGGUAAGUAGCACUAAGGCCACUUACAAGGUUGGAUGACGCUAGAGAUUAGGAGAAGACCGAACAACCAAAACCAAAAGGCCACGUCUCUUGUGCGUUUCAUUUCAUUCAAUAAUAAUAAUAGAGCUCUUGGCGGUGGGUGACCCUUUUUUUAUAUUUUCGUUUCUAAGCAAGCAUUUGUCUCCGGUGACUAUGGAAAAAGAUCGAAGGCUGGAGCUCGUCGACCAGGCAAUUCAGAAGCUUAUACACGACAACACCAACAAAGUCCAUGAAUCCCUCCAUAGCCAUGACACAGACACUCAAUACCAAAACGCUCUUGCCCAACUUCUCUCUGUCUCUCAGCAGUUGAAAGUGUUGAAAGGAGAUGAGAUAGUUGAGCAAUAUGAGGAUGCUGAGGAUGAAACGAGUGUUCCUAGUUCUUCUGAGCCGGUGGCUUCUGUAAUUCAGAAAACAGAAGGCGAAAAUGAGGAUGCUGAGGGAAGUGAAAAUGAUGAGAUAGUGAAAGAGCUGAAGGAGGUGAAGAGGCAGAACUUCAUAACUCAUUGUCUUCUUUCGGUGAUGAUUGUCCUCACUGUGACUUGGCAACUAUCAGAGGUCUCUCUUAUUUUGAGGGUGAAAGAUGGACUAAGCCACCCUUUUAGAUCCUUUGGAAAUAUGCUAAGAGGGAUGGUGAAAGUCCCAAACGUGAAUGGCCAGGAAGCUGAUGACAAAGAAAAUUCAACUGAAUCUUCAUCCCUUCCUUCUCUGGGGAUUCCAGAUAUGUCUCACAAUGGAUUGACAGGAAACGAAUGAAACUUGCCGUUUUCUUUAAGUGCUUGAUCCGUUCUCAGUUGGUUCAAGAUGAUAAUGAGGGGAAUGGAUUUGCAGCUCUCCCUCCCAAUGUUCAUAAUCCCACUUCUUGUGGCGUUUUCAACUGUUAAUAGGUUUUGAGUCUUCUUGUGCAUAUUCAUGCAUUACCAUUGUUUCCAAAUUGUCAUGUUGGUGGGGUUUUAGUCAUUUCAUGGAAAAGUUCAAUUUC
Molecule: messenger RNA, 1018 nt
Organism: Cajanus cajan (pigeon pea)
Lineage: Eukaryota; Viridiplantae; Streptophyta; Magnoliopsida; Fabales; Fabaceae
Source: RefSeq, a predicted model, not a curated record